AUUGCCUAGCACAUCCAGAACUUUCUAGACGUAAAGCACGAGAACAGACAGGCGGGCUAAUGGCAAGCGAUAAGAGUUUUACUGACCGCUUCAUAGACGCGGACCCAACGCGAGCUCUUGAGGAGCUGAAUGUGGCUUUAGGUGAGACGGCUAAUAAUGCAGAAUGGCUGUGUCAGCGAGCAUAUGCGCACAUCCUGCUCAAAGACUAUAACAGAGCAGUUGAUGACGCUAAAAAAGCCCAGCAGCUUCAGCCUGGUAUGUCACUUGCAUUCCUGAGAACAGGAAUUGCAGAAUAUCAUCUUGACAACAUCAGUGCUGCACACCAGGCUUUCACAGCUGGAAAAGGACUUGAAGGUGCUAAUGAAGACUUUCAAACAUGGAUCAAGUGUUGUGAAGAGAAAAUGGCAACACAAGACCAAAAUGGAACCUCAAAUUUGCAGCAAACUGCAACUCCACAUGUCAAACGUGACUGGUACCAGACAGAAUCUCAAGUUACUGUCACACUAAUGGUCAAAAAUGUCAAGAAGGAAGAAGUUCACAUCACAUUUAAGGAGAAGGAGUUGAAAGCAAUGCUGAAACUUCCAUCUGGUGAGGAUUACUGCCUAAAUAUCCACCUUCUACACCCUGUGGUUCCUGAGCAGAGCACAUACAAGAUCUUCUCCACCAAGGUUGAGAUAAAAAUGAAGAAGACAGAAGGCAUCCGGUGGGAGAAGCUGGAAGGCGAAAGCAUCCUUCCAAACUUGAAGCACUUUUCUCCCUCUCCGAACCAAUACCCAUCAUCCUCCCACUACACCCGCAACUGGGACAAGUUGGUGGGUGAUAUUAAGGAGGAAGAGAAGACUGAGAAGCUCGAAGGAGAUGCAGCACUGAACAAGCUGUUCCAGCAGAUCUACUCUGAUGGCUCAGAUGAGGUCAAGAAGGCCAUGAACAAGUCCUUUAUGGAAUCAGGAGGCACAGUUCUCAGUACUAACUGGACAGACGUGGGCAAGCGGAAAGUAGAUGUUAAUCCCCCUGAUGAUAUGGAAUGGAAGCCGUAUUGAAGGAACUUGGCAUGAUGAUUUCAACAUAACAUACAGUUCCAUAAUCACCUCACAGCACUGGCCUUCCCUUCAUUAUGUGCACAUUAUGUCCUGUUCACAUUCGGCCUGUCCUUCAGACCUAAUUGCAUAAAUCUGGGACUAACAGUUGUGGUGAGCACUUGUUUAUCGCUCAUAAUUAUUCCCCCUCUACAUUGAAGAUUGAUCAAGGAUGAAAGUUCAUCAGUGUCUCAGAACCACCUCCUGAUGUUUUUAGAUGUCUGCUACACCUGCAAGAUUUCUUUACCCUUUUUUAAUAGUCUGUGAUGUGGAGACUGGCUGUCUGGAACAUCUUGUCUUUGACAUUAUUCAACCUGCUCAAGUAUCACUCGUCACUUGUCAAGUAGCCUUGCAUCGGUAUACAUAUUGGCCAUUUUUACAAUGUAUUUCAGGGGUUGUGGUUUCCUUGAAUGAAUAUUAUUCAAACACAUUGUAAAUAAAUUUUUCUCUGGGUCUGGAAA
Molecule: messenger RNA, 1537 nt
Organism: Ictalurus furcatus (blue catfish)
Lineage: Eukaryota; Metazoa; Chordata; Actinopteri; Siluriformes; Ictaluridae
Gene: sugt1
Product: SGT1 homolog, MIS12 kinetochore complex assembly cochaperone
Exons: 13
Coding region: 60-1040 (326 amino acids)
Biological process (GO): protein stabilization
Molecular function (GO): protein-folding chaperone binding
Source: RefSeq, a predicted model, not a curated record